This is a messenger RNA of Doryrhamphus excisus (bluestripe pipefish), 4333 nucleotides long. The record is from RefSeq and is a predicted model, not a curated record. Lineage: Eukaryota; Metazoa; Chordata; Actinopteri; Syngnathiformes; Syngnathidae.
AGAAUACGAUGCGGAAGUGGUCGUGGAUUCCCUGUAAAGGAGCGUGUGUUCGUCAUAACGGAUAUAUUUUUCAUCAUAUUAUGUUAAUGUGGACAAAUGAUGCUUCGUGUCCUGCGCUUUGAUUCAACGUUUCCUGUGGUGUCGAUGUUUGUGGAACACACAAGGACGUUUAAUUGUUUGCGUGGAACCCGGUGACGUAUUGAGUGGACGUUGCCUGUAGUUCAGUGAUUGGCUGUGUCGUUCUCAUAGGACUAGAAUGUGACCAAUAUAAUAUAAAUCCUUGGACGUUUUAUUGUGGCGUUUUCGUGGGUAACAGUGUUGCUAUACAGUGCUAACAAUGGGUGAAGUGGCUAAGGCAAACCGCCGUGAACGAGCAGAACUCUUUACGUAACUCUGCAUUGUUCGGGAAUGAAAGCCUUAUCCAAAACUAUUUGGGCAGCUGCCUUGAAUGAAUAGUUGAUAUUGCUAACAGUGUUUAUGUCUGAGAGGCAAAUGAAAUGUGUUCCGGUGGCAGCCAUCAUGCUUCUACGAACUCCCUAUAGCAACGCGAAUCAACACUGACGCCAUAUCCGGCAUUUGGGUCGGAAGGCGGAAGUACCUUGAAGGGAACGCUUCGAAGCAAAUAUUUAAUAUCAUUAACAUUUCUUGCCGUUUGUAUUGCUAAGAAUUUAAAGUAAUUAUUUGUGACGGAUGCCUUUUUUCAAAAUGCCGCCACCACCACCUAAAAGGACCAAUGUGACGAGGACGAUAGAGCUAAAAAAAGAACUCAUUGCCAAGUUUGAAAGCGGCGCACGAGUCUCUGAUCUGGCUGCUCAAUACAAUAUGGCAAAGUCAACAAUAUCGACCAUAUUAAAAAGAAAAGAAGCCAUCAAAGCUGCUGAUGUGGCAAAAGGAGUAAAAAUACUUACCAGUAAACGCCAUGUAAAAAUGGAAGAAGUGGAAAAGAUCUUGCUUGAAUGGGUGACUGAAAGACAGUCCAGGGGGGAAAAGGUGUCCGAGCCGAUUAUUUGCGAGAAGGCAAGGCAGCUGUAUAGUGACCUGAUCAGAGACAGCCCAGGGGAUAGUGCUGAUGACUUCAAGGCUAGUCGAGGCUGGUUUGAAAAGUUCAAGAAGAGAAGUGGAAUCCGUUAUGUGGUUCGGAAGAGGGAGAACGUCCGUGCGGAUAUACAAGGAGCAAAGAAGUUUUCUGAGGAAUUUCAAAGGUUUGCAGAGGGCGAAGGCUUUCUUCCCCAGCAAGUGUUUAAUUGUGACGAGACAGGCCUCUUUUGGAAGAAGAUGCCCAAGAGGACAUACAUCACGAGGGAAGAGAAAAGCCUACCAGGACACAAGCCUAUGAAAGAUAGGCUGACUCUCCUGCUCUGUGCCAAUGCUAGUGGAGACUGCAAAGUAAAACCACUGCUUGUGUAUCAUUCAGAGACCCCCAGAGCGUUUAAAAAGAACAACGUGCAAAAAGAUAAGCUGAAUGUCAUGUGGAGGUCCAAUCCCAAAGCUCUGGUGACCAGGCAGUUCUUCUCUGAGUGGUUCCAGGAAGUGUUUGCUCCAAGCGUGGGGGAAUUCCUAACGGAGAAGAACAUCCCACUCAAAGUCCUUCUGGUCCUGGAUGCGGCUCUGGCACAGCCUACAGGAUUGGGAGAAGAUUGGAGCAGCGAGCACGACUUCAUCACGGUGAGGUUUUUACCCCCCAACACCAGCACUCUCCUCCAGCCCAUGGACCAGCAUGUCAUCUCCAACUUCAAGAAGCUCUACACAAAGGCACUUUUCCAAAGGUGCUUUGAGGUGACCAUGGAGACAAACCUCACCCUGCGGGAAUUCUGGAAGGACCACUUAAAUAUCCUCCACUGUCUGAGCAUCAUAGAGACAGCCUGGGAACAAGUUAGCAAGAGGACGGUGCAAUGUGCCUGGAGGAAACUGUGGCCAACCUCCGUGGUCCCCAGGUUCUUAGAAAACGUAGAGCCUGAUCCCGUUCUGGAAACGGAUGUGGUGGACGAGAUUGUAUCCCUGGGAAAGUUCAUGGGCUUGGAGGUGGACAGUGACGAUGUGGAGGAGCUGGUGGAGGAGCACACUCUCGUGCUAAGCACUGAUGAAGUGCAGGAUGUUGACCGGGAGCAGCAGCAGCAAGGCAAUCCUGAGGAAGCUUCUUCUGACGAGGAGGACGCAAGCUGGAAUGACAACAUCCCCACGGCAGAAAUCAAGGAACUGUUGGGCUACUGGGCCAAGACGCAGAGCCUUGUCACAAAGUGGCACCCCAGUAUUGGCGUUGUGAAGAGGAACAUCAAGCUGUUUGAUGGAAAUGUGGUGGAGCACUUCAGAAAGAUUCUAAAGAGUCGUAAAAGACAAGCUGCAUUGGACAAUAUCUUGUCACAGGAAGAGGCGAGUUGCGGCAGCAGCGGCGCUUCUGAGCUCCAAGCCUCAAUUAGUGGAGUUAAAAGAAGAAAAAAGGACUGUGCAAUGGAAUGUGACCUGGAUGAAGUCUUUAUGGAAGGAGACCCGCCGUCCAUGCAGUGACUUCCCUCCUCUCCUUUUCUCCAUUAUGCCAUCAUCAAUAUCAUCAAUGCUUCAAUUGCUUUCUUUUUGCACUUACAUGACCAUUAAGAAUGUUCAAAUAUUACCUCUAAAGUAUUCACAAUGCUUCUUGUGGCUUAAUGUUGUCCUCUGGAACGGAACUCAAAACCUAAUUCCAUAGUCAGACCAGCCUUUUGGACAGUUUGAGUUGUGAGGGGCCACACUAUGGAGAUGUUUCUACCACGUACCAAAGCCUUCAUGGUGUUUCCAUCGGAUCAGUAGAUCAGGUCCAUGAUUCCGCCCGCUGCAAGACUGGGUCCCAAAUAUGUGACGAGCAGAAAGUCAUCACAGUCUCAGGACCGAGAGACUGACACAUGAACUUGAGCCGGAGAGAGGCACCAGGAACAAGUCUGGAACUCUGGAGCAAGUCAGGCCAGUCAGCAUCAAAUGUGGAUGCCAGGCAGCGACAGGGACCCGGCCGAAGGUGGUCAAGAUACCUGGAGCACAGGCUGGGAUGAAGAAAUGACAACGUAUUCUGGAGCAGAGGAGGAGGAAAUCCUGACUUUCACAUGAAGAAGAUCCAGAGUGGAAGUGGAGACAAGACCUGCACCUUCAUCCAUCCUCCACGCACCAUCAAUUAGGGGUGUCAUAAGAUGACAGUCUACCAGAGACUUUAACAAAAGUAUAAUGAAAAAAAUAUGACAAUAUAUUGCAAAAUGUCAUAUCUACUACUACUACGACUGUGAUAUCUCCUGCACUCUGUAUGCUAGCGGCCCCGCCUCCACCCACUGAAACAGAUUGUAUGGCUGACAAAAGGGCUCACUGCGUUCAUGCUGUUUUUCUAUGAAACACGCCACAGUACUGAAACCAGUGUACAGUGAACUCUCUUCUGGCCUGUUGGGAGGUGAGAGAUGCAUGCACAUUCCAAUAUGUUGAAGCUGGCAAAAUUAUCCGCUCCAUUGUUUUUCCAUUUUGUCAAUAUUCUGGCAAUAAGGAAAGUGACUGAUUCAAAACCUGAAGUAUUGUGGAUUUCAUUUUCAUUGGGUUGUUUGUCUUAUGUUUCACUAAAAAGCUUUUUGCAUUCCAAUUUCAAUGUAAAAUACAGUGUAGUCACAUUAUGUUGCUGUACAUUAUCAUUACCUUCAUGAAAAAAUGUGUCAAAUUGUUGACUAUCAUUUAGGAAAAAGAAAUUAUUGUGGUAGUACUAGAAGUGAUCAACAAUUUUCAGUCAUGUUAUGAUAGGUAAAUGUGAGUAGAUAAACUUUGUCAAACCGCCAAACAUAACUAAUACAGGUGCAUGCAUGUUUGGAAGAAAGCAGGAUAUAAUCCUUAAAGCACAUUUGAAAGUCAACUCCCCCUUAGGCAGCUACCUAUCGGUGACAUACGGCAGCUUGAAACAGUAGAACACAAUGUGAAGUAGCAAAAUAAAAUGCGAGAAAGAAAAACUCGCACAAUGAGAAAAAAAAAUCCAGGGAAUGUGCUAACAUGUUAUUUUGGUAACUAAUCCUUUAUUGUCACAAUGUAGUUAUAAAAUACUUUGUUGAAUAUUUUGAAGGAGUGUUGAUGUUCGUUAUCGCCCUGAGUGCAGUCACAUGGCUUGGACCAGGCAUCCUCAUCAUCAUCUCCAUAGCAGCUUCGUGUGGACUUACAGCCAUCAAGAACAUGAUCAUGUUGACAUUACAUACACAACCAAAAGCAUUAAAAAGGUUCUCUUCCGAGUAAGACGAGAGGAUGGCUUCAUUCUGUCCUCAUGAUCAUCUAAAAGAGAUUGUGAUGAUGACACGUCCCACAAGUUUGUUAUUUGACUAAACAAAACAAAAUAAAGUUGAAA